Molecule: messenger RNA, 1836 nt
Organism: Mizuhopecten yessoensis (Yesso scallop)
Lineage: Eukaryota; Metazoa; Mollusca; Bivalvia; Pectinida; Pectinidae
Product: protein FAM192A-like
Exons: 7
Coding region: 189-920 (243 amino acids)
Cellular component (GO): nucleus
Source: RefSeq, a predicted model, not a curated record
UUAUCGCCCAUUCUCAGUCAUGCUCGUGUUUCAUUCAGACACAUUUGAACAUAGCAAUGUUAAAACAUUUAAAUGACACCGAUUAGGAAAAUUGAGAGGGGGACCUGCAGUAAGAGAAUUACCUGUAGCGUAAUUGAGGGUACAGAAAGACUGAACAAGUUGAGAAUUGAACAGGAUUUCCAAAGAAGAUGAGUGCUGGAGGUGGAUCAAAAAAUGUUCCGGGUGUAUCCGUGAUGUCAUUCGUCUCUCAAGAGGAAGUUGACAGUGCCAGGAAAAAGCGACAAGAGGAAUGGGAUAAGACCAGAACAGAAGACCAACCAUUAGAAUGUCCAGAGGAAGUGGUGGACAACAGAUCUCUGUAUGAGAAACUACAGGAACAGAAGAUGAGGCAGCAGGAGGAAUAUGAGGAAACACACAAACUGAAGAACAGUGUCAAGGGUUUAGAUGAAGAUGAGGCUGGAUUUCUGGAGUAUGUGUCAAAGAAUCAAAUAGACAUCAUAAAGGCCAGAUACAAAGAAGAAAAGGACAUCAUGAAAGAGAUGGAAGAAGCAUCCGUUACCAAGGUAACAGAUCCAAAAAUGUCUGACGACAGAAAAGUUCCAUCCAAACCUCCAAUUGGUGCAGCACAAAACAAGAAAUCUCAGAUGACACUUUUAGCCGGCGCUGUCAAACGGAAAGGGUCAGAUGCUGUUGAAGAUGGGAAGAAGAGGAAGCUGUCGCCUGAUGAUGAUGCAGUUGUGGCAGACUCCCGAGUACCCACGUUAAAUAGAGCGUGUGACAGAGCAAGGAUUAUUGGUAUUCUACCAGGUGUUGGCGCCUAUAAUAAUGACUCAAGUGACUCAUGUUCAUCUAGUGAUGACUCGGACAUCGACCUCAGACUUACAACACAGAAAAAAUUUGUGGUGAUAGAAAAUGAAUGAUAACAUGGUUUAUUCAACAAUGUAUCAACAGACAAAUAUAAAACUCAUACAACAUGGAAAGAAUCUACUGUGACGCAACAGGAAUGGUUUUACUAUGUUUUAUUAUGAUAAUAAACACAUUUAUAACUCAGAUAUUUUUAUCUUCACAAUUGUAUUGAAAACAAGAUUUACAUUGAAUUUUUUUUUUUUUAUAUGAAUAUUAUGAUCAACAGAAAGUGACAUUGUGAAAUCACCAGGAGAUAUAUUGUUGACCUCGUUAACUGUCUGUAUUAAACUUAUAGAUAUUGUCUGGCCUGGAUAUCUUAACAUUUCUUAACACUAGGAAUGCUCUUAAGCUAGAAAACAAAACUUUGUCCUGGUCAAGAAGGUGUAGUAAAAAAGUGUUGGAAACUGUUUUUAUAAGGCAUAAAUAUGUUUGAUAAAUCAUUCCUGAAAAGCAAAUCAUUCCUCCUUCCUUGCUGGACUCUUAUGAGAAGUAAAAGAUGAAAUAAACAAAAUGUAGUCAACAACAGUGUUCCGAGACAAAACAUCUCUUGGACCGAGAUUCGAACCCUAGACCUGGGAUCAUUAUACUAUCGUUUGACUUGUAACCUGGCCUACAGUGUUCUGGCCCUACAGAAGUUAAGGGGAGGUCACUGGUCACUAAAACCACAGUGAGACGGGGAUCAUUAAAGGAAACGCAUAAUAAGGGCAAGAAAUCCACAUAAUCUUACGUCUAACGUAUCCCUGCUUUGGCCAUCAACAGCAACAUUCUGAGAAACAGUGCUAAAUGUUAAACCUCCUUGGGCUGAUAGUGUUGUUAGACUAUAUAAACUAGAAUCCACACAGCAUGUAAUGCUUGGAAUUCCGUCUUUGCGUAUUGCAGAGUUAUCUUCUCUUGUGAGCAGGGAUUGAUUGUUACGUCGUUGGUUUGUGA